UUUUGGAUUUUUGGAUGAACAGAAGGUUGUAUUUCGGACAGCCCUAGAAAGUCCUUGCUGCUGGCGAUGGAUACCCUUUCUGUUCUAGGCCCCUGUCGCCUCAGCGUUUGCGCCAUCGCCAGCCUUUCGCUACACUUCGCUUCUUGCCGACCAUGUCGCUGAUCGCGGGUGAGGAGUUUCAGCACAUUCUUCGUGUGUUGAACACUAACGUCGAUGGACGUCAAAAGAUUAUGUUUGCCUUGACCUCCAUUAAGGGAGUUGGACGUCGUUUUGCGAAUUUGGUCUGCAAGAAGGCCGAUGUUGACAUGAGCAAGAGAGCCGGUGAGCUGUCCGCGGCUGAGCUUGAGAACUUGAUGGUGAUCGUUGCCAAUCCUCGCCAGUUCAAGAUCCCAGAUUGGUUUCUGAACAGAAAGAAGGACCACAAGGAUGGUCGCUACUCCCAGGUUGUUUCCAACGCCUUGGACAUGAAGCUGAGGGACGAUCUUGAGCGCUUGAAGAAGAUCAGGAACCACCGUGGUCUUCGUCACUACUGGGGCUUGCGUGUACGUGGUCAACACACCAAGACAACUGGAAGACGUGGUAGAACCGUCGGAGUGUCCAAGAAGAGAUAGAGUGUUUAUCAUGUGUUGAUCCCGAAGGUCUUAUUUUUCGCCUUCCUGGAUGUAGCUAUUUGAAUACAGCUCCAUGCCCAACUACACUCUUUGGCCGUCAUUGUUCCUGAGCACUUGCGUAGCUUGAAUGCGAGGGUUCGAAAGAGAUUUUUAAGAGCAGUCAUUGGAGUGGAGUAAAAAAAAAAAAAGUCAGAUCUGUGUCAAAUUUUGUUCGAGUUUCUUAAGUGUAUUCGAGCUGUGCACACUUCAGUUGCGUUGCCAUGCGUCCUAGCUACCCUUGUCGGCGAGUGAGAUGCACUUCAGUUUGACUGAAGCCUGUUUCGA
Messenger RNA from Physcomitrium patens, 935 nucleotides. RefSeq names its product small ribosomal subunit protein uS13z/uS13y/uS13x. NCBI's taxonomy places the organism in Eukaryota, Viridiplantae, Streptophyta, Bryopsida, Funariales, Funariaceae. Gene Ontology annotation, biological process: translation. Gene Ontology annotation, molecular function: structural constituent of ribosome; RNA binding. The record is from RefSeq and is a predicted model, not a curated record. Gene Ontology annotation, cellular component: small ribosomal subunit; cytosol; ribosome.